Spodoptera litura is the source of this 1239-nucleotide messenger RNA. RefSeq names its product ER membrane protein complex subunit 3 (gene EMC3). Gene Ontology annotation, cellular component: membrane; EMC complex. NCBI's taxonomy places the organism in Eukaryota, Metazoa, Arthropoda, Insecta, Lepidoptera, Noctuidae. Gene Ontology annotation, biological process: protein folding in endoplasmic reticulum. The record is from RefSeq and is a predicted model, not a curated record.
UUUAUUACAGCUCUGAAUCGUAUUAAUUGUAAUUUUCCUCAGAUAUUUUAAAUUCUUGAGAGAUACGUAUUGUAAUUUAAAGUUUAUAAUAAUGGCGGAACUACUCUUAGAUCCAAAAAUUAGAUUAUGGGUGUUCCUUCCCAUCGUUAUUAUCACUUUUUUGGUUGGUAUUGUAAGGCACUAUGUUUCUAUCAUUCUAUCCUCCCAGAAGAAAAUUGAGCUUCUCCAGGUCCAGGACAGUCAAGUAAUGAUUCGUGCUCGUUUGCUGCGUGAGAACGGGAAGUAUAUCCCACGGCAGUCGUUUGCGAUGCGCCGUCACUGGUUCAACAAUGAAGAGACUGGAUACUUCAAGGUUCAGAAGAGAGCUGCCACUUCUCAGAAUCCCAUGACUGACCCUGGCAUGAUGACUGACAUGCUGAAAGGCAAUGUGACCAAUGUGUUGCCUAUGAUUGUCAUUGGAGGCUGGAUCAACUGGAUGUUCAGUGGUUUCCUUACCACCAAGGUACCCUUCCCCCUGACACUUCGUUUCAAGCCAAUGUUGCAGCGGGGAGUAGAACUGGCCUAUUUGGAUGCAUCAUGGGUAUCCUCUGCUUCAUGGUACUUCCUCAAUGUCUUUGGUUUACGCACCAUCUACGCUUUAGUUUUAGGAGAGAAUAAUGCUGCAGACCAGUCUAAAAUAAUGCAAGAACAAAUGUCUGGUGCUGCUAUGGCGAUGCCUCAAGACCCGAAAGCCGCAUUCAAAGCCGAAUGGGAAGCUCUAGAGAUCACAGAGCACCGGUGGGCAGUUGCUACCGCAGAACUAGAUGUACUCAGUAUAUUGGAUGACCAUCAACAUGAACCACAACAAUAAAUUAGUAUAAUUAUUUAUACAAUAUGAUCAUAAUCUAUAUUAGAAUAAUUUAUAGUUAUCUAUAAGAUAAGGUGUGUGCAUAUUUGGUGUUAAUGGAAUAAAUGACUUCUUGUUAUUGACCAUUUUGAUCCUAUUUAUUUAAGUUGAUUUUAAAGUCACGCAGACCGUCGGCGCUGACAGCCGAGAUGUUUGAACUUCCAGGAACCGUGCGCACUGAUUGUUACGCGUCAGUCAAAAACGCUUUCUUAAAGUUCAUAUAUUUCAGUCAUCAACGCUGAGGGUGUGCGUGUCAUCAGCGUCACACAAAAAUCAGCCUUAGAAAACUGUUCACCCAAUCACCUUGUUUAAGUUAUGUAAAAAUAAUAAUAAACAACAUUGCAUUUAGAAAA